UUCACAGAAACAUUGAUCCUAAAAUAAAGGGUUAAAGGGUAUGAAUGUCCCUUCCUCACUGUAACAUCCAUCCAGGUCACUCUGACCUGGUUCCUCCCUCUGUUCUGUUUGAACUAGCGUGACAACACAGAUAACAGGAUCACUAUCAGCUGUCUGUCAGGGAGAGAAAGGGGAAAAAAUUGACAAAACGACAAGAUACUACAAAUGUCAUUUUUCCCUGUCACAUUUAUUAAGGAGUCAGAGAGAGAGAGGAAGAGAGAGAGAGAGAGAGUCUUACAACUUCUUGGCACAUUGUGAAAAACAAACAUGGCGAGGCAGGGCGUGGGUCGUCUCUCUCAUUCUGUCUGUCUGGUAUUGGCAUGUCUGUCCCUGGCUCUCCACCUCAUCCUGGCCCUCUUCUGUCUCUCCAUCCUCCAAACAUCCUGCGUUAUCCCCCCCUCCUCCUCCUCCUCUUUGUCUUUUCCUGGAACUAGUCCCCAUGGACAACAGGGGAGAUCUCACUCCAUUUCCUCACAAAGCAGCUCACACAAACUACCAACAAGUCUCAUGAAUGGAGACUUUACCAAAAUGGCCUCAUUCAACAUGAUCAAUGAGAAGGAGAAGGACAAAAAGCUGAUUGUAGCCAAAAUGGCCACCAAAGUGAGCCAACAGGUCAGCAGUCGCUCCAAACUGGAGGCCCUAUUCAGCCACCCGCUGUACAACCUGCCACGCCCACAUCUGCAGGAAGACGAUUGGCUGCUGAAGUUGAAGCCAAAGAAGAAGGGGGAGGACAGUGAGGAGGAAGAUGAGGAGGAGGACAGUGACAAAAGCAGUGAAGAUAGUGAGUGGCAGAGUGACAGCGAGCAGGAUGGCUAUGACCGAGCUAAUUGGACAAGAAGCGCGGAGACCCACCCCCCCUGGCUGAGGUACCACCUUGGGAUCGCUCGCUGGGAGCUGUAUGACAGGAAUGACCCUAGCGUUGCCGAGGUGAUUCAACAGAUGGCCACACAACGCAUCCUCAGCGCAGUGCAGAAGAGUGGGGGCACCCAGCUUAAGCUGAUCAUGUCAUUCCCCAACUACGGACAGGCCCUCCUCAAACCCAUGAGGCAGGAGAGAGAUGCAGAGACAGACUUCAACCUAUUCUACUUCUCUGACUUUGAGAGACACAACGCAGAGAUUGCUGCCUUCCACCUAGACAGGUUGCUGGGUUUCCAUAGAAUCCCUCCAGUGGUAGGUAGACUCAUCAACUUAACCACGGAGAUCAGAGAUAUCACCACAGACCACAAACUCUCCAGAACCUUCUUCACCUCUCCUGUGGGUAAUUUGUGUUUCCACGGCCAGUGUGAAUACUACUGCUCCACAGAGAACCCAGUGUGUGGUCGACCCCAGGUCCUGGAGGUGUCCCUGGCCUCCAUGCUGCCUGACCUCUCCCUGGCCCCCAGACGCUCCUGGAGGUCCCCUUGGAGACGCUCCUACAGCCGCACCAAACUGGCACCAUGGCAGAAGAACCCAGACUACUGUGACACAGUGAAACAGACUCCUCCAUACAGCCAAGGCACCAGACUGGUGGAUCUAAUUGACAUGGUCAUUCUGGACUUCCUCAUGAGUAAUAUGGACAGACAUCACUACGAGACUUUUGAGAAGUUUGGGAAUGACACUUUCCUGCUGCACCUAGACAACGGGAGGGCGUUUGGGCGUCAUUCUGUGGAUGAACCCUCCAUAUUGGUGCCCUUACAACAGUGUUGCAGGAUCCGUCGUUCCACUCUGAUGCGUCUGCGUCUCCUGUCCCUCCCGGGCUUCCGUCUGAGUGAUGUCAUGAGGGAGUCUCUGUCCCAGGACCCCCUGGAGGGUGUGGCCCCCCUCCUCUCUGUACAACACCUCUCCGCGCUGGACCGUCGCCUGAAAACCGUCCUGCAGGCUGUACACACCUGUCUGGAGGACCAUGAUGACGUUAUCCAUGAUGAUUUACAGGGAUAUGAUGUUAGUUUAUACCGCCACUAGACAAUAAUAAAGACUGCACAUCCAUUUACAAAACCAUCACUGCAAGAUGUCUAUCAUUUGAUUCAGCUGUGGUUGAUAAGAUAAUUGUAUUUAUCAAUCAAUCAGUAAAAAAAAAUAAAAAUACAAUAACAAAUCAUUUAGUUAAUAAAGCCGCAUACAAACAUGGUC
Coregonus clupeaformis (lake whitefish) is the source of this 2148-nucleotide messenger RNA. RefSeq names its product extracellular serine/threonine protein kinase FAM20C. Gene Ontology annotation, biological process: protein phosphorylation. The transcript is spliced from 11 exons. Gene Ontology annotation, molecular function: phosphotransferase activity, alcohol group as acceptor. The coding region runs from base 307 to 1980 and encodes 557 amino acids. The record is from RefSeq and is a predicted model, not a curated record. NCBI's taxonomy places the organism in Eukaryota, Metazoa, Chordata, Actinopteri, Salmoniformes, Salmonidae. Gene Ontology annotation, cellular component: Golgi apparatus.